Messenger RNA from Pseudophryne corroboree (corroboree frog), 1637 nucleotides. RefSeq names its product N-alpha-acetyltransferase 10, NatA catalytic subunit (gene NAA10). Gene Ontology annotation, biological process: N-terminal protein amino acid acetylation. The transcript has 8 exons. The record is from RefSeq and is a predicted model, not a curated record. Gene Ontology annotation, molecular function: protein-N-terminal-glutamate acetyltransferase activity; protein N-terminal-serine acetyltransferase activity. Bases 116 to 916 code for a protein of 266 amino acids. NCBI's taxonomy places the organism in Eukaryota, Metazoa, Chordata, Amphibia, Anura, Myobatrachidae. Gene Ontology annotation, cellular component: NatA complex.
AUUACUAGUGGUGUUCUGACAUCAUGGACCAUAUGGGUGUGGAGGGUGAUAUCAAUUAUUGAUCUGUCCAUAGAGUUAUAAUCACUUUGGAUACUAAAUCUGGGUCCACACUAGAAUGACGUGUCCCAGCCGCGGUGCGAUGCAGCAAUACAUUGUGCUGCUAUACACCGUGUACAAUCGGGUAUAUGACGGCGCUAUGGAUCUUUACUGCAUGUUGCCAGAAGACCUCAUGAAUAUGCAGCACUGCAAUUUGCUGUGCCUGCCAGAGAAUUACCAAAUGAAGUAUUACUUUUACCACGGACUGUCCUGGCCGCAGUUGUCAUACAUUGCAGAAGAUGAAAAUGGAAAAAUUGUUGGUUACGUUCUGGCAAAAAUGGAAGAAGAUCCAGAUGACGUUCCACAUGGCCAUAUCACCUCAUUGGCUGUGAAACGCUCUCACAGGCGACUUGGUCUGGCACAGAAAUUGAUGGACCAGGCUUCCAGGGCGAUGAUAGAGAACUUCAAUGCCAAAUAUGUGUCCUUGCAUGUGCGGAAAAGCAAUCGAGCAGCUCUGCAUCUAUACUCCAACACAUUGAAUUUCCAGAUCAGUGAGGUGGAACCCAAGUAUUAUGCGGAUGGCGAAGAUGCCUAUGCUAUGAAGCGGGAUCUCACCCAAAUGGCUGACGAGCAGUUGAAAAAGCCAUUGGAAUUUAAGGAUAAGAGUCGACCUCAGCCUCUGAGCGCUAUAGAAAAUAAAUCUGAUAACCGAUCUGGACACGUUGGGGACUGCUGUCGAGACGAAAAGUGCCUAGGUAACGUCGGCAAACGUGAUGUCACAGAGGACAGCGGCGACAGUAAGGAUGUGAGCGAAGUCAGUGAGGCCACAGAGAGUACCGACGUCAAAGACAGCUCCGAGGCUUCAGACUCUGCUUCUUAAAGGGGGCUUUUCCUCUAGUACCCUCAUUUACAUACAAUUUGCAUAAGAAAUCUUACAGUGCUUGCCCAGCCGCCACUAUAUUUUCUAAGAUCCUUACCAGAUCCAGACGGUGUGGAGAUAGUUCACGCCUAUUGUUUUCCAAAAGAAGAAUUUGUAAAUACAAGAAUACAUCCAGCUCUGUGCCCUACGACUUCCGGUUAUUAUUUGAUUGUCUUGAGGACAUUGGGGAAAAGUUCGUUUUUAUUUUGAGACUGGUGACUUAUUGUAUAAGGAAUAAACCACUUAAAAUGUAGCUUUCGUCUACAUCAGAGACGGCAGACAUUUUUUGUGCUGAACUUCUAUACGGUCCUAUCUGAUCACUAGGAAAUUCACUGCGGCAAGACGCACAAAGUGCCACGAUUACUUUAUUCCUGGUGCAGUGAUUGGUUUGUUCUGAUAUUAGUUCAGCCUAGAAAAUAGUUGUCUCUAUAGAUGAUGGGUAAGUGGAACGCUUCAACGUAUUAGGCAUGUGUAAGAUAAUAAGGAGUCAUCGGGAAUAUCAUCGACCUGUGGACGGAAGUGAUAUUGCACCGGAGGUAUUCGUUUGCAUAUUUGCAUGUAUUUACUGUAGAGAAUGAGUUGGACUUGUCCUCUACAAUAUUGUGGGGCUAUGGAGACUAUUAAUAUGCGUGGGAACUGCUUGCUUUGUUGAGGUAAAAUAAAAUAUCCACAGAAAACCUAA